Molecule: messenger RNA, 3343 nt
Organism: Asparagus officinalis (garden asparagus)
Lineage: Eukaryota; Viridiplantae; Streptophyta; Magnoliopsida; Asparagales; Asparagaceae
Product: CRM-domain containing factor CFM2, chloroplastic
Exons: 13
Coding region: 171-3218 (1015 amino acids)
Biological process (GO): RNA splicing, via transesterification reactions
Molecular function (GO): mRNA binding
Source: RefSeq, a predicted model, not a curated record
AACCCUAUCUCAAUGGGUUUGGAUUUCGGAUCUUGAAUCGUGCUGUAGUGGUUUUGGAUCCCGAUCGGAUCUUACAAGAUCCGACCCCAUUGAACUCACCCCUAUCUCCUCCUCCGUUCUCUAUCUCAACUGUUCCUUCCCCGAGUGUUCUCAAGCGCCACCGCUCUCAAAUGUUGCUCUCCCUCCCACACCCUCAUCCAUCCCUUCCCCUCCCCUCCAAAACCCCUAAACCCCUCAAACCCAACAUCCCCCGCUCCUCCCUCUCAACCCGACCCGAAACCGCCUCCACCUCCGCCAUCCAACGAAUCUCCGACAAGCUCCGCAGCCUCGGCUACCUCCCCCCUAACCCUAACCCUAACACUAACCCUAACCUCACCUCCGCCGGCGAGAUCUUCAUCCCUACCCCUCACGAGCUCCCCAAGCACCGCGUCGGCCACACGAUCGACUCCAGCUGGAGCUUGCCGGAGAAUCCAGUACCUGAGCCUGGAACUGGGAUUAGGAGGUUUCGAGAGCUAUGGAGAAUGGAGAAGGAGGAGGGAAGGGAGCUGAGGAGGAAGGAGAAGGAGGAGGGGAACAUGCCGACGGUGGCGGAGCUGACGAUUCCGGCGGCGGAGCUGAAGAGGCUGAGGAGGGUUGGGAUUAGGCUAGAGAAGAGGUUGAAGGUUGGAAAAGCUGGGAUUACGGAGGGGAUUGUGAACGGGAUCCAUGAACGGUGGAGGAGGUCAGAGUUGGUGAAGAUUAAGUGCGAGGAUCUUUGUAGGAUGAAUAUGAAGAGGACCCAUGAGAUUUUGGAGAGAAAAACCGGAGGAUUAGUUGUCUGGAGAUCUGGGAGUAUCAUAAUCCUGUAUAGAGGGCCUGAUUAUAAAUACCCUUACUUCAGCAAUGAGGAUCCCAACAUGAUUGAUGUAGCCCCCACAGAUCAAGACAAAUACCCUCUGUCCACAUCUUCACCUGAUUCAUUAGGUGCAUUGCCCAAUAAUUUACCUCAUUCUUCGUUAAUCAGUGGUGUAGGCUCUCCUAAUAAAGUUCGCCUGCAACUGCCAGGCGAAGUACAAUUGGAAGAAGAAACUGAUCAAUUAUUAGAUGGAUUGGGUCCACGAUUCGAUGAUUGGUGGGGUUACGAUCCCUUACCUGUUGAUGCUGAUCUAUUACCAGCUAUUGUUCCUGGUUUUCGCAAACCUUUCAGGCUUCUUCCAUUUGGUGUAAAGCCCAAACUAACAGAUCGGGAGAUGACCAUAUUACGAAGGCUUAGUCGGCCCUUACCAUGCCAUUUUGCACUUGGAAGAAAUAGGAACCUUCAGGGGUUGGCUGUUUCUAUGAUUAAAUUAUGGGAAAAAUGCGAGGUUGCCAAAAUUGCAGUUAAGAGAGGAGUACAGAAUACCAAUAGUGAGAUAAUGGUUGAAGAGUUAAAGAAAUUGACUGGGGGAGUUCUUCUUUCAAGGGAUUCGGAAUUCAUUGUGUUUUAUAGAGGGAAAGACUUUCUGCCGUCUGCAGUUUCCACUGCAAUAGAAGAGCGGAGAAAUUCUGAAGUUAGUAGACAGAAACAGGUCACUCAUGGUUCUUCCAUGGACGCUACAGGCAUCCCUCUGUUGAAGGUCGCAAGACCUGCUUCUGUUGACAAACUCCUGAAUUCAACUAGAGAAAUAAGACCUAUUACAAUCAAAAGUAGACAGAAACCAGCAAGUUUAGUUAUCAAACGCAUGGAGACCAAGUUGAUGCAGGCCUUAGAAAAGAAGGAAAAAGCAGAAAAACUUUUGGCGACACUGGAGGAAUCAGUUGAAACUUCUGGAGUAGAAUCUGACAAGGAGACCAUAACUAAAGAAGAGAGAUACAUGCUGCGGAAAGUAGGGUUGAGGAUGAAACCGUUUUUGCUGCUUGGUAGAAGAGGAGUUUUUGAUGGAACAGUUGAGAAUAUGCACCUUCACUGGAAAUAUCGGGAACUUGUAAAAAUAAUAUCGAAAGAUUGGUCCAUUGAACGUGUUGAAAGUGCUGCUAGGAUGCUAGAGGCUGAAAGUGGCGGUAUAUUGGUAGCUGUGGAGAGAGUGAACAAAGGCCAUGCCAUAAUCAUAUAUCGAGGAAAGAACUAUCGCAGACCUUCGGAUUUGAGGCCAAAGACACUUUUAAACAAGAAGGAAGCAAUGAAGCGUUCUCUAGAGGCUCAGCGUUGUGCGUCUUUGAAACUUCACGUGUUGAGCCUUUCCAGAAAUAUUGACCAUUUACGGGAUCAGAUGGCUAAGGAGCAAGCAGUUGAAGACGAAAUGCAGUUAACUGAGAGUGAUAAAUUAGACAUUGAUGAUGAAAGGAUUGAGCAUAGCUGGUCUGUGGAGAGAGACCAUGUGUCUGCUGGAUCUUCUCAUGAACAACAGAGCACUGAGGAAGUGAAUGAAGCUGCUGAAGAAUACUUGCACUUAAAUAAGAGUGAUUGUGUUCUGAAUGAGGAAGAAUCCUCCACAGUUACGUCAAACAAUGCUAUCAACUCCAUAUUUUCUUUGAAUCAUAGUCAGGAAAAUUGGUUAGCUCUCAAACAUGUAGAUCAGUUUAGUAAGAAUGAAAAUGUUCGGUUUGACAGUGAAUCCACAACUAGCACAAAUAUGUCCAACAAAGAGAAAGGAUGUAGCUCUAAUGAGCCCGGGUUCUACCCUGAGUCUUGUGCGCACCAAGAAGAGGUCCCAAUACCUGCCAUCAGCAAUGGAGAUGAAGAUGAAGCAGAGUUAUCCAUUGGGUCAGCAGGAGGCACACUGGACAAACAUGUUCAUGAGUAUAAGCUGAGAGAUGAUUCUGAUCUUGAAAUUCCCUUCAGAGCUGCUCCUCUCUCGAAUCGGGAAAGACUUGUUUUACGAAAACAAGCUCUCAAGAUGAGAAAACGUCCUGUGCUUGCUGUUGGAAGGAGCAAUAUUGUCACGGGCGUUGCAAAAACAAUUAAAACACAUUUUAAGAAGCAUCCCCUGGCCAUUGUGAAUAUCAAAGGAAGGGCCGAGGGAACUUCAGUCCAGGAAGUGAUCUUCCAACUAGAGCAAGCAACCGGUGCAGUGUUGGUAUCAAGAGAACCGAAUAAAGUUAUUCUAUACAGGGGUUGGGGAGAGGGAGAGACUGCUGGUGGCGAUCUGAAGAACAACGAUGAAGGGAAGGGAACGAAUGUUAAAGAAGAGAAGGUUUCUGCUAAGCUUAUGGAAGCCAUGAGAGUAGAAUGUGGUUUGUCAGUCAAUACAGUGGAAUAACAUACAUGUUCUGUAAAUUGUCACUAAUUCAUGCUCACAGAUCGAUUCAAUAGAUAAAAUUCAGUACAUAUUUUCUAAUCAGAUCUCUUUUUGAAUAUAAUGGAAUUGCACAGAGUAACAGUUCA